CGCGCCUCGGGGGAGUGGGAGGCGCAGGGGGUGACGUGUAUGUGGAGGGGAAGGAUGUGUCUGCCGCGCCUCGGGGGAGUGGGAGGCGCAGGGGGUGACGUGUAUGUGGAGGGGAAGGAAGCCACAGUCUGCUGAAGCUGUGCAAGGCUCAGCCAGACCAGCGGUGGGUUGGGGCAGCUGGCAUGGACAGUUACAAGUAUCGGAUCUGUGGGGAGGCUGGCGCUGAGCUGAUCAUUCCUGUCCCUACAGGCACCACCGUCUGGCUCGAGCAGCACCAGAAAUUGUUGGGUGAGAUAAACUGUGCAGGAGACAAGGUGUUGGUGGCUUGAGGUGGGCAGAGCAGCAACCCCAGCAACCAGUACAAUGGGCAGAAGGGACAGGGACACAUUGUGAAGCUGAAACUGAAGCUGUUGGCUGAUGUGGGUCUGGUGGGCUUCUCUAACGCUGGCAACAGCAUUAGGGAAGCCUGAGGAACAGUGGUGUUCCUCAGGGUUCUGUCCUGUCACCCACUCUUCUUAUUAUUCAUUAAUGAUCUUCUAAACCAAACUUCUUGUCCUAUCCACUCCUACGCUGAUGAUACCACCCUGCACUUUUCCACAUUUUUUCAUAGACGUCCAACCCUUCAGGAGGUAAACAUUUCACGCAGGGAAGCCACAGAACGCCUGACUUCUGAUCUUUCUAAAAUUUCUGAUUGGGGCAGAGCAAACUUGGUAUUGUUCAAUGCCUCAAAAACUCAAUUCCUCCAUCUUUCAACUCGACAUAACCUUCCAGACAACUAUCCCCUUUUCUUCAGUGACACUCAAUUGCCCCCCUCUUCUACACUGAACAUCCUCGGUCUGUCCUUUACUUAUAAUCUGAACUGGAAACUUCACAUCUCAUCUCUAGCUAAAACAGCCUCUAUGAAGUUAGGUAUUCUGAGACGUCUCCGCCAGUUUUUCUCAUCCCUCAGCUGCUAACUCUGUACAAGGGCCUUAUCUGUCCAUGUAUGGGGUAUGCUUCACAUGUCCGGGGGGUUCCACUCAUACUGCUCUUCUAGACAGGGUGGAAUCAAAAGCUUUUCAUCUCAUCAACUCCUCUCCUCUAACUGACUGUCUUCAGCCUCUCUCUCACCGCCACAAUGUUGCAUAUCUAGCUGUCUUCUACUGCUAUUUUCAUGCUAACUGCUCUUCUGAUCUUGCUAACUGUAUGCCUCCCUUCCUCCCACAGCCUCGCUGCACAAGACUUUCUUCUUUCUCUCACCCCUGUUCUGUCCACCUCUCUAAUGCAAGAGUUAACCAGUAUUCUCAAUCAUUCGUCCCUUUCUCUGGUAAACUCUGGAACUCCCUGCCUGCUUCUGUAUUUCCACCUUCCUAUGACUUGAAUUCCUUCAAGAGGGAGGUUUCAAGACACUUAUUCAUCAAUUUUUGACUACUGCUUUGAUCCUUUUAUGGGACUGGCAUUUCAGUGGCCAUUUUUUUUUAUUGGAUUUUUGUUGCCCUUGGCCAGUGUCCCUCCUACAUUAAAAAAAAAAAAAAAGUCCACACUGCUGUGGGCCAUCUCCAGCGCCAGACCCAAGGUGGCCAGCUACCCCUCCGACCCUGGGUGUGGUGAAGUACAGUGACAUGCGGCGGCUGACCAUCGCUGAUCUGCAGGGACUCAUCGAGGGUGCCUACUCCAACAUGGGGAUGGGGCACCGCUUCCUGUGCCACGUGGAGUGGACACACUUCCUCCUCUUUGUGGUAGACAUCAACAGCUUCCGGCUGUCACCCAAACACCCAUACUGUUCACCCACCGAGAAUGUCAUGCUGGUCAACAGGGAGUUGGAGCUGUAUUCACCUGACCUGCUGAGUAAGCCAGCACUCCUUGUGGUGAAUAAGAUGGACUCCCCCAAUGCUGAGUCUUGCCUGCAGGAACUCCUUCACAACUUUAAGAGGAUGGAGGAUGAGUACAUGGGAACAUAAGAAUACAAGGGAAGCUGCAAGAAUCUGUCAACCCACAAUUGGCAUUUCCUGUUAGAAAUGCCUUCUGAUUUCUACCUAUCAUCCUCAUACCUAAAUUUAUUUGGUCUUCUUUUAAAAGCUCCAUAUUGACAGGACAUUAACAGCCAUAAGAAAAUAGGGGAAGCUGCAGGCAGCCAUCAGUCCUUAACAUGACAAUCCCUGUAUGAAACAUGCCUGCCUAUUUCCACCCAUCUCCCCCAUCCACAAGUUUGUUUAGUUUUCUUUUAAAGCUUCCUAACGACUCAGCACUAACAACCAGAUUACUGAGUCUAUUCUAUUCAUCAACCACUAUAUUUGAAAACUUUUUCCUUUGUAUCUCAUUUAAAGCUAGCUUUAUCAAGCUUGAACCCACUAUUUCUUGUCCUAUCCUGAUCACUGAACCUAAGGAUUUUGCUCAUGUCAUCCUUGUUAUAUCCCCUAAGUAAAGACCUGAGGGAGGAAGAGAGUAGAGACAUCUUUUAUCAUUAUCUUUUCAUCUCGUUUACUCCUUCAUUCCUGUUGGUUUAAUAUUCUGUGUUUGAAGCACCAAGCCAACUGAUUAUGUGGGACUGAGAUUGUUAUAGUUAUUUUAUACUAUAUUAGGUGAAUACCCUCUCCAUUAGGGGCUGAUAGGACUAAGAGUGUGAAUGAUGUGUGUAUGAGUGGAUGGUGCUUUGUCUGGGCCACCCUGUGUGGGAUUGCCAACCUGGUAUAUGGACAGAUGGACAGAUAGAUACAUGGGUCAAUAAUUUGGAGCUUGGAUAUGAAGAAAAUGUAAAACUAGUGGAGACGUUUCAAAGGACACAGGAAAAAAAGCUGCAGUGUUUUAGCCAUGUGAAGAGAAGGAAAGAGUCAUAUGUCAGGAGAAGUGUGAUGGAGAUAGAGGUGCAAGGCAGGAGAGCAAGAGGAAAACUAAACCUUAUAUGGAUAGACUGUGUAAGGGAGGACUUGAGACAGAAACAAUUGUCAAAGGAAAAUAUAUAUGACUAUGCUUGGAGGAGAGCUGGCAAGAACAAUGACUCUAUAGAGACUAGGGAAAAGAUAUCAAGAAGAAGAAAUUAUGGAGGUGUAAGAAUUAAUAAGGGAAUUAUCGAGGUGUUUGGGCUGUGGGAGGCUGUGGAAGACAGUGCCUGAAAGUCACCAAAUUCAGGGUAAACCUUCCACCAUGGUCCAGGAAGUCAUCAGCCAGUAGAGAUGAGUCCAGAGCCUGACAUACCACCACCUAGUAGGAGGGAAUGUAUUUAUAAAUUUCUUGAAUAGAGUAUAGUUGUCUUACAGGGUUAAAUGUCUUGUAGGGAUUUAAAUCCUGCUAUAUUUACAGUCAGUGCAGGCUGAGGUGAUCUGGAAGUCACACCCUGAGCCUCUUUCCCUUCUAAUGUGGCUGCUGACUGGUGCUCUCAUAAUGUUCUUGACACUUCCUCAAAUAUAUUUAAGAUAUUUUCUAUCACCAUAUUAAUUAAACUUUCCCCAAACAGUUUUUUUUUUUUUCAUAUCAACAGGAAAACGGAGUAUUAAACCUUCUGGAAACAAAAAUGUGUCAGCAAUAAUUCAAGUCAAGGAUAACAUUGAAAAUGAAACAUAAUAUUGAAAAUGAAAACUGGAAUCAUGACGCCUCUAGUGGUUGAGUCGUCCCAGUAGUAGUGCAGUGACUCUCCUUCACUAGGAAUUACUAAAGACUAGUGUUUCUUAUUGUUACUGAAAAAGGACAGAAUAUAUUUUCUAUCUUAGUUUAAGUAAAUUAAAUAGAUGAAAGAAUUUUUGCCUUUGUCUUUUCACGAAAUAAGCCUCACUGGCUUUUGAAGUGAGAGUAAUGAGCUCAUUAUAUUUAGUGAAGCAUUCUCCAAAGUAAAGUCCUCUCUUUUGUAAAGAAUUUCCUGUAUGUAUGGAAUGAUAUCACAGCCUGUGUAACACAUUCAUUACCUGGUCAACCUACUGUGGGAGGGAACAUUGCUACCAUUCCAGUAUUUUGUAAAGCGUGUUCAUGUUCAUCUUUGAUUCCUGCUCUUACAUGUGAAUCUUUCCUGUAAAUUGAAAAUGUUUUUAAUGCCUUUCUGCACUAAGUGACGUUUCACAUGAAGACAUUUUGAUGCAUGCAUUCUGUUCAUAAGAGGGUCUCAAGUGACAGUCAUAGUAAUAAUCACUGGACUGAUGACUGACGUCUGGGAAUGUCAAAAUGGUGACUAAGGAUGUCAGACUAUUGACUGGAGACUGGUGACUAAGAAUUUCAGAGUAGACUGGUGACUUAGGAUGUCAUUUAGGAUAGUGAGUAAUGAUGAGGAUCUUGAUUGAUGAGUGGUGACUGAGGAGUGUGACUGGUGACUGGUGAUUGAAGGUGUGUCAUGGGUGACUUUAUGUAUUUGACUGGUAAAAUAGAAUGUCUCUUAGGAUAAUGAGUACUGACCAUGAUUUUUGACUGGUGAGUGGUGGUGUUCCUGGGUGGUGCUAACAAGUGCUGUUCCUCACAGACUAUGUGUUGUGUUGCUCCUGUGGUGCCAAACUCACAGAGAACUCAUGGGAUAACUUUGUAAACAUCUCCAUUCCACUGUCUGAGGCAUCCCAGCUGGUGACCAUCCUGGGACACCCCCACCUCAUGGUUCAGACCCUCAGGAACCCUGCUGACCUUGCUUUUGACUUGGUGACUGUCAGGAGUGGGCUGCUCAGGAGUGGGAGAGGAUAUUUGAACCAGAAACCAAAGCCAGCACAACACACUUCAAAGCUUCCUUGGAGGGUUUCUAUGGACUCAUUCUAGAGAAACUGGUCACUGAGAAAUUUUCAGACUCCUCAUUGGCCUUCCCAAGCACCAGCAGUUUUAGCACAAUGGCACAAGACGGGUAGGACAUGGUGCCUCUCGACCUCGAGCUUCUGGCUGAGCUGGAGGAGGAAGCAACCUCUCACUAUACUGAGGAGGAUAACCAGUUUACAGAGCACUGCAAGAAGAGCCUGCCUAAGCCGCCAAUACUCCCUGCUGACAGAUUUGACCGCAACAGACAGUGCAGAGGCAACUUUAGGCAUCAAGACUACAGGAAGGAAGGAGGCUGCAGGGAUCAAGGGGAGUACAGAGGUCAUGGGAAUUAUAGGGAUUGUGGGAAUUACAGGGAUCACAGGAGGGAAUAUUCUGACCACAGGCAAGGGAGGUUUGUCAGUGACCACAGAGAUCAUGAUGACAGCAGAAGGGAUAGCGAGAAGAGGAAGUACAGGUCUGAGAAGGAGAGUGAUGAGUAUGGAAGAAGGAAUUACCAGUCCAGCAAAUACUACAAUGGGUAGGGGGGGGGUGUCAUCCUGUUGAGUUUUGUGAAUCCAGUGGCUGGUAUAUUUAUCUUUCAUCAGGGACUUCACACAAGCUUCCACGCCAUUAAUUCUUUGACCAUUACCAAAGGUUACUGACAUUUAAUUUACAUUUAAAUGCCUGCCUGCCUGUCUGUUCAUAUCUUUCUCUCACAACGUACUCACCAUUCACUUGUGAACAUUUAGAUUUUUAGGAAAUAUUUUUGAGCAAGUUCCUUCAUCACAAGGCAACCAUCUACUAAAAAGAAAGAAAAAUGGAAUAUAUGUUGGCAUUUCCUUGAUUGCUUUUGGUGUUAGUGUGUGACUUUCCAGAGUGACAAUACAAGUGUUAUCCCCACUACAAGUCAUGCACUAUAUAUAACAUCACUGAGUAUCUUUUCUCUCAUUUUCAUAUAAAUGUUUGUAACAUUUUCAUAUAAAUGUAUGCUAACUUUUAUGUGGACUUACUGUAAGAUUUUUUAAAAGUAAAGUAUUUUUCCAA
Molecule: messenger RNA, 5724 nt
Organism: Scylla paramamosain (green mud crab)
Lineage: Eukaryota; Metazoa; Arthropoda; Malacostraca; Decapoda; Portunidae
Product: GTP-binding protein 10-like
Exons: 9
Coding region: 1602-1940 (112 amino acids)
Biological process (GO): RNA 5'-cap (guanine-N7)-methylation
Cellular component (GO): mitochondrion
Molecular function (GO): RNA binding; GTP binding; GTPase activity
Source: RefSeq, a predicted model, not a curated record